Homo sapiens (human) is the source of this 3021-nucleotide messenger RNA. Its product is annotated as formin-like protein 5. The record is from RefSeq and is a predicted model, not a curated record. The transcript has 2 exons. NCBI's taxonomy places the organism in Eukaryota, Metazoa, Chordata, Mammalia, Primates, Hominidae. The coding region runs from base 63 to 587 and encodes 174 amino acids.
GCCCCGCCGGCCCCGCCAACGUGACGGUCAGCCCCGCCGAGCGCUCGCACCCGCUCACACUCAUGAUCACUCGCACACUCGCUCCAAUACGUGUUAAGGCGCGAUCGCGGGGUCCCUGGCAGCCUUCGCUGCACCCUCCCCCCCACAGGGGUACUCACAGUUGCCAUCUGCAUAGGGGGCAACUUUCUCCGACCCAGCUGUGGCCGCCGCCCCCUCCAGCCUCCUCUGGCUCCUCGCACCCUCCGGCCUGGGUUCGCGCCGGCCGGCCCUCCCCUCCCCCCUCGGCUCUCCUCCUCGCCGUCUUCACCACAUUCCCCCCUGGUCAGUGGCGCACGCCGGGGGACGAGCCAGAGGGAGCGGGUCGCGGGGGUGUGCAUGCAUCUCCCGCCUUCUUCUUGCAGCGCACACUGUACAUGGUAGUGAGGGGGCGAGCAAAGGUGGCACCGGCCCCUCGGCUGCUCCAGCGAAGGCGGCGGCUGCAGCUCCUGCGCUGUCCUCCGCCCCCCAGCGCAGCGGCGACCACCGCGCUGGGAUCCCGCCGACGCUGUCUCCGCGCCGAGCCCGCCGCCGCCGCGGCCCCUAAUUAGUAUUUGAGAGGCUCUUGCAUCCCUUUGGCAGUUUCAUCCUCACGGUGUUUGCAGGGUUUUUUUCUGUAUCCCUUCCCCAGAUGCGGCGCACAAUCGUCAUUAGUUGGAACUCUCUAUCACCGACAUCCUUUGGGGUUUCUGGGGGAAGGGGGGGGCGGGCAGCAACCGCGUCGUUCUAUGCCUGUGGCUUGUCCUGGCAGCCCGGUGGCUCUAAAAAAAACUCCGAGAAAGUUGCGUCUUCCUCCCGGGCGCCGAGGAGGUGGCAACGCGGUAAGCAACACCGGGUCUCUGAGACAGCUGCUCCGGAGCGGGUGCAGGGCCCAGUCCAGUGCACUUGUUUAUUGUCGCGCCUCUGGUGCGAGCCAAGCUGCAGCAGACAUGAUGGGCCCGGGGCGAAGCGGGCGCUCGGUGGCCGAUAGAUGGCAGCCGAGGGCGAAGGCGUCCCUGGGCUAGGGCGGCGCAACCGGGGCCCCCUUGGAUGUCACAUUCGUAGGAAGAGAGAGAAGUCUUGGACCAUGUGUGUAAUUCGAGCGUGGGACUGUGCAAUUCUCGGAUUGGGAAAGGGAGGAGUGGAAAUAACCCCGGCAGUGCCAGGCUUGCUGGUGGUCAGGAACAGAUGAUUCCAGCCCUGUGCUGAUCGCCUGCCUUCCUCCUGCCAUUCAGAAUGCUGCUGUCUCGUGUACUUACUGUUAAGGAUCCUGGAAAAGGGAGUGGUUCCUCCUAGCUGCAAACAAGGGCGCUACUUUUCUUUUCUCUUUAAUAGAAUUACGUUUUAUAGGUGUGUCUAGGCAACACAAGGGAAUGUGAAAGACUUUCAGAGGGAAUGUUUGUGAAUACAUCUGGUGUGUACUAAAAAGCUGGAAAACCCCUAAGUAAAUGCAAUAUCGAUAGAAAGCGAGUUUCUUGAAGAGUCAUCUGCUAAACUCCACUAGAGUCAUCUCUACAGGUGUGGUUAAGAGAAAAAAAAAUUGCCAUUAAGGAAUCAGCAAAUAGGAUGUCUGAAGUGAGGAUAUAGCACCUAUCUCUGAGAUUAAAGUCAUCUGAUCAAAAAUGAUGCCUCUGAGACUAUAACAAAGGAAUGAAUAAUGAAAUAUAAGAAUGGGGAUUCUGCACUAACUCUAUGGGGAAGAAAACAAUGGUAAGAGCAAAAGGAUCAACAGCAGCAACUCCUGUUUCCAUCGAUUUGUUUAUAAGAUGCCGUCUACAUUAUUCCAAAAUAUCCCAGCCUUUUUCUCCCCUGUCAAGCUUCCCUGUCUCUAAAAGAGAUCUUGCUCUUCCUGCACAGAAAGAAAUAAUAAUAUAUCACUGAAAUAUUAUUAUUACAUUUAAAGUUACUUACACUCUUUCCCAUUCCUAUAAUUUCCUAGUUGGAAGCCCUCGCACUUGGGAAAUUAUUUAAUGUGAUUUUUUCUCCCUGACAUAUAAAUUGUCACAUCACCUUAAAUGUUGGGACUUCAGGUUGGGAAGUGGGUGGAUAAUAUUCUUGAGGAAGCUGCCUUCCUUUUAUAGAUAAUGUUACCUCCUUGUAAAGGUUGCUUUCUAUGUAUUAUUCUACUUUUUUUCUAAGAAUAUACCAUAUAAUGAAAACUUUACAGGCUUGACAUCCUAUUACUAAGAUUAUAAUUGUUGAGGUCUUCAAUAGAAUUUCAAGUCAAAUAUGUUGUGCUAUAUGCCUACUUACAUUUCACUCUUUGAUUCACCUAGUUAGGAUCUCAGAAUUGAACUUUAAUUGCAGAUUUAUUACUUCUUUACUCUCUUCAUGUAUUAAUUUAAAAUUUACUUUUUCCUACCUUCAUCUUGGUUUGAGAAGGUUAUUUCCCUUUCAUUUGAUUUAUUUGUUUUAAUUUACAUGUGCAUAUUUAUUACCUGUAUAUAAGCAAAAUUUAUAGAAGAGGAUAGUAUGAGUUAAUAAAUAAGUAUAUUAUCAGGAUAUUUUCUUUAUAUUUAAUAUAUGUUGUAAUUAAAAUGCACUGUUUAGCUGAACUGUGCCUCCUGGAAACUGUAGCAUUUAAAGACAGCACUAUGUGAAAUAUAAAAUUAUGUUUUUUUUCUCUGUGUCUAUGAUUUAUUGAAGUAAUGUUCUUCAGGAAAAUUUUUUUAAUUUUCAAAUUUAUAAUUGACAUAAUAAUUGUACAUAUUUAUAGGGUACAAUGUGAUGUUUCAAUGCAUGUCGAUAAUAUAACGAUCAAAUUGGAAUAAUUACCAUAUCUAUCACUUUAAACAUUUGUCAUUUUUAUGUGACAGGUGACAGCAUUUAAAAUAUUCUGUUCUAGCUAUCUUGAAAUAUACAGCAAAUUGUAGUUUGCUGUAAUCAUCCUUCUGAAAUUAAUUUUUUCUGAGUUUAGAUUUUCAGAACACCAAACUGGUAACCAAAUUAUUAAUCAAAUUGACAGAAAAUUUUAUUCUUGUUAAUAAAAAUACCAAUUUAUAUUUA